AUGCUGCAGUUAAGUUACGAAGAGCUACAUUUUAUGGCUGUGCUUAUUGAAAGACGAUAUAAAACAAUCAUUUUCGAGGCGACAUUUUUCUCAGCAAGGAUUCCUAACUAUCCAAAAUCCAUGGGCAGUGAUAUAUUACAGAUAACAGAUGGCAAAGAACAAAAUACAAUUCCAUCAACAGAUUUAAUGCCACACUUACGAUCUCACUUGGAAGCGAACUUUAUUUUUUUCUCUUUAAAAUUAAUCCUAAACCAUAAUCCACCUCAAGAGUUCAUAGAGAAAGUACAAUUUUUCGAAUACUUCGCUUUGAUCCUGUCGUUGUUUCCUAAUCAACAAUUGAUUUUACAUCUUAAGUUGCAACGUCCAGACGAGUUGCGUAUCUUAAAAAAGGAUUUAAGUUUUACCUGGACUGCGGAUCACAUACGGAUAUUAGAUAGCUAUGAAAACUUAAGAAAUAUACUCUACGUGCAAAAAGCUCAGAAAGGAAUGGAGCAAGUUCAAUAUUCAAGUAAUAUCGUUGUCUUAUGCAAUAAUACUUUGACCUUGAAAGUCGAUGAGCCUUUGACGGUAUAUCGUUCAAUUGCAAUAAGUACAGAACAUGAGCAAGAAGAAUUCAAUUUUCAAAGCAAUUAA
This is a messenger RNA of Leptosia nina, 633 nucleotides long. NCBI's taxonomy places the organism in Eukaryota, Metazoa, Arthropoda, Insecta, Lepidoptera, Pieridae. The record is from the annotation of a GenBank genome assembly.